Seminavis robusta is the source of this 996-nucleotide messenger RNA. The record is from the annotation of a GenBank genome assembly. Lineage: Eukaryota; Bacillariophyta; Bacillariophyceae; Naviculales; Naviculaceae.
AUGGAUCUUUUCUUUCAAGUGGACCAGAAAUCAGUCGAGACCGGUGGUCGACUCUCUGGAUGUCUCGUCAUCAAGGCCAGCAAGGCAAUCGCUGCCACUGAAUUGAGUUUACGCUUCCGUGGGAAAGAGCUCACGACGGUCGAAGGAAGCAAAGGCAGCAGAUGCUGCGCAGAAGCGGAAUUGGUCAAUGUUGGCAUAUCCACAGCACAGCACGGCAUAAUUCAAGCAGGUCACAUCGCAGCGGGAACGCACCAUGUUCCUUUUUCAAUCAUGGUGCCUCAUGACCUUCCGCCCACCAUUCGCCUGUCCCAUCGUGGUCGAGAUCGGCUGAUAGCCAAUGAGGGUGCUCGAGUUGAAUACUCGCUGCGCGCCGUGGUAGAAGGUUCCGGUAUCCUAAAGAACUACCAAGCUCGAAAGGAAAUCCGAGUGGUAGCCAAGUCUAAGCGCCCACGACCAGUCCAGAAGAUCUUGACGUUUGACGGAGGCAAGAUCACUUGCGGACUAAAGAUCCUGGACACACGGUUGCGCGUUGGGCAACACCCCCAAGUCCAACUUUCUAUAAUCAAUGAGGGUGACACAGUUGUGGAGUCCAUCGAAGCCAAGGUGCAGCAGAAGGUGAGGUGGAGUGCCAAGGGUGAAUGCGGGGGUGGUCGAAAGGCCCCUACCUACAUUACAAUCAAGAGUGAAACAUUGAUCAAGCAAGCAACGAUCUUGGAUGGCUCCUCCUCAAUGGAUAUGUCUUCUGGAAGUGUCACGUUACAAGACCCGCAAAAGGCAAAGAAAUACAAGAUUCAUCUAGUCAAAAAGGAACUUGCAGGUGGACAUGGCAACGCUCUUGUGCUGCCGGCCGUACCGAGCACGGCGUUGAACAGUCACUGCAAAGGAAAGAACAACAUCAAGGUGGACCACCAGAUAUUGGUUACCAUAAGCACGCCCGAGAGGGCCCAUUCCAAGAAUCUGGUAAUGGCCAUCCCUGUCACAAUCGCUGCCCAAUAA